CUUUCUCCAGAACACCCUACUCCUCAUGGCCAUCCCCAUCAGCACUUACCGCAGCUGGAAGGUCGAGUAGUAUCUCUUCCUCAGUUCCUGGAAGCAGAGGCCUGGAUGGCUACUCCUCUUUCGGCACCAAGGGAAGGUGCCACGCUGGUAGUAGCGGUCCCGGAACUUGAGAGACCGAGCGCUAAGAGGGGAGGGUUCUUCAGGGAGCCUGGAGCUGUGCUCGGGCUGGCCUGGGCCACUGUGGGUGGGAAAGACUGGACCCGACUGACUCGUUGGGCUCAAGUUGGGGAGGGUCGCUGGGAACAGAAAAGAGACGGAAACCAAGGAGGCCUAGGGUGGGGAAGAGCUUUGAAAGGGGUGCUGCGGAAGUGAUGGAGUAAGGGAGAUACAGGCUUUGGCAGGUAAGAGACUUCCGAGGGACGGAAACACUGGUGUAUCAGAGAAGGAUGAAAGGAAGAGGUGUUUGAGUUCGAGGGGAAAAGAGAAACUGGGGAGUAUGGGGAGAUCCUAGAAGAGAGGAGGAGGAUCUCCUGAGGAGGGAGGAAUAGGGAUGCCAGGAAGAGAAACCUGAGAGGCACAAAGGAAGAUGGAGGGCCAGACAGUAAAGAAAAGCAUGGUCCGUACGCAUCUAAGGGGACACUAAGAAGAUUUUCAGGGCACAUCAUAGGAAUUUUGGUCGACAGAUGUCGGGGACGUGCAAAAUCCUGGGAAUGUGGAGAAGCAGCAACGUUAUGGUAGGGUGUGGGCACAUACAGGGCCCGGGGGAGUUCUACAGCUACUUGAGAGAUGAGGGAUUUAAGGAGGAGGGGAGUGGAGGAUAAAAUAGGUAAGCAAAGAUGGGGGAUACAGAGUUUUUUUUUUUUUGAGACAGAGUCGCACUUUGUCGCCCUCGGUAGAGUGCUAUGGCGUCAUAGCUCACAGCAACCUCAAACUCUUGGCUCAAGUGAUUCUCUUGCCUCAGCCUCCCGAGUAGCUGGGACUACCUGCGCCUGCCACAAUGCCCGGCUAUUUUUAAAGACGGGGUCUUGCUCUAGCUCAGGUAAUCCGCCCACCUCAACCCCCAGAGUGGGUGAUACAGAGUUUAUUUGGCUAUCUCAACCCUUAGUUUACCUCUCUCUUUAGAGUGGGGUCUUGCUUGUUGCCCAGGCUGCAUUUGAACUCCCAGGCUCAAGCAAUCCUGCCUCAGCCUCUGUAGUAGCUGGGAUUACAGACUCUAGCCACCAUGCCUGGCUAGUUUUUCUAUUUUUAGUAGAGAUAGGGUUUUGCUCUUGCUCAGGCUGGUGUCCAAAUCCUGAGCUCAAGGGAUCCUCCUGCCUCAGCCUCCUGACUAGCUGGGACUACAAGAGUGAGCCACCGCAUCUGUCAGACCCUAGGUUUUAUCUCUGCACCUGCUGGGCUUUGUGAUGGGAGAGUUCUCUCUGUUGUCACUAGCCCCAUCUCUAAAAUGGGAAUGAAUUAUAACAUCCGUGUGACCAGUCGUGGUGAUUUGCCAUAUCUGCUAAGUCAUCUGUUCUCUUAACUGUUUUUUCUUUGUUUUUUUUUCCUCUCAAUGUUUUUUUCUUCUUCCUCUUAACUUUAAAACUGGCAGGGUCCUGGGACUUGUCUCAAAUCAUGAUGAAAUGGUCAUCUCUUUUGUCCUUGCCUGUGUUCCUAACCUCAAACUGUCACUAACUUAUUGACCACUACUGGGUGCUCUAUACAUAUACUGCUGUGGCUGAAGGGGGCAACUCAGGAGGAGGCAAAAGUAGAUAAGCCAGUUCACUGGUCUCCAGUGUUUGCAGGGCUUUAAGAGCUCUUUGCACAUGGGGACCACCUUCCACUUGAAUCUCUGGCCCUACAACUGUGCUGUCAGUAGCGAGGCUCUCAAGCACUUCAGCAAUCUCCCAAGGCAUCACUUCACACACCUGCCCACUCUGCCUUUAGCAAUUCUAAGAUGCCCAGUAGCUGGCCUAGCACGUUGGAGUCCACCAUACAGAAUGGUGGAGAGGUGACCCCGGGCUCCAUGGAGUCUCUUGUUUCUGGUACAGUUACAUAGUCCUGGUUGCACUGUUUACUUGCUGUAAGUAGUAAAAGAAGACAAGUGACUUCUGGGCCUCAGUUUCCUCCUUGGUGAAAUAGGAACUGACUUGGGGUCCCUGAACCCCUCCUCUUCCUAUGCACAUCCAGCUAUCCUGGCCAGAGGUGAGAGGUAGGGGUUUACUGUUAGAUCCCUGUCUGUGUUACCCUCUCUUUAUAGACUGGUGUCAGGGUCCCAUGCUGGGACUCAGUUUCUCCAUCUAUAAAAAUGGGACACAGCUCCCAUUUCAGGGUGCACUGGAUGAAGUGAGACAUCAGAAUGUAAGGGUUGGUAGGUAGCCUACUAAAGAGCACAUACAGCUUUAUUAAUUCUUGGCAACUCACGGUGCCUAUUUUGACAGGAUCAGAUAAAUUUUAGUUUUGAUCCUAAUUGCUGCAGUUGAGCCAGAACCUGAACCAACUAGGAACCUUAUUCUUGCGGGUGUGAGUUUCUGGUCGGAGUACUUUCCGGCUGCGGUGCUAAUCCUAUGAAUCGGUCCCCGCCUCCGGCUCUAGAAGUUGGAGUGUCUCCGGAAGUUCCCCCUUCAGCCACUUCCGGACCCGAAAGUUUGCUGCGACUGGGUACCGAGGAAGGUACUGGGGAAGGGAGCAGGGCCAGGACCGGCGAUCAAAGAAGCAGUAGAGGACUUGAGUCUGGGCCGGCGUGGACCCCAGGGCAGCGGGCGGUGAAGACUGAGAAGCACCGCGAGGGACAGUUGGGGAGGGGCUGCGGAGACCGGGGGAGGUCAAGAGAGAAGAGAGCGGGUCGAUUCCUUGGACACCUGUUGACCCAGAGGCACAGGCCUGGGGUUCACUUUACUCCCCAAGGCGUAGAAGGGGGUUGUCGAAUGUGAAAGCAAGAUCAAGAGGGAGGAAUAAUGGACCUUGAGAAGAGGCCGUCGUCCAAGAAAGGUUCCUGAAGGAGGCAGGGCCCAGACUUGAGGAUGGGAGGGUUUGGGCAGCUGGAGAGAGGUGAGGAUGCUGGAGUAGGGGUCACUCUGCCACUCUCGUUGGGGAUCCGAGGUAAGAAUCUGGCCCUUUUGGGGGUCAGUGUUGUGCUUCUUAUCGCCAGCCUCCGGGGACUGUUUAGAGGAUUAAGCGCGAACCUGGAUGUGAACACUCAGUGUGAACUGAAGUUUGGGGGACAUGAGUAACCUGCCACAGAUGAGGCUGGAGGGUCAGAGAUGUUGCGGGGGGCCCAUGUGUUUAUUUGGUAGUGUUUGGGGCUGGAAUGAGAAUCCCAGACAGCAUGAGCCAGUGUGAAUGGAGAAGUCAAGAUGACUCAUUGUAGUUGUAUGAUCAGGGUUGGAAAAGGUUGCUGAUGCCAUGUUGUGAGAGGGCUUGAAUGCUGGGCUAAGUGGUUUAUAUUGUGGGCAGAUCUCUGGGAAGAUUUAAAGUAGCGGAGGUUUUAGAUCCUUCUGGAGCUGGUGGACUGGUGAGUAGGGUGUGCAGGAGGUGCCCAGCCAUCUUGCGGGAUUAAAGUACACAGGAUUCCAGAAGACUAAGGAGGAGGUGGCAAAUAGAUGCAAGGGGAAGAAUUGCCAGGCAGAGGGAAACACAUGAGCCUUUGCAUGUAGAGCUGUGCAAAUUCAAGGUCUGGCUGGGGAAUCUGAGAUGCUAUGUGCAGUUGGAGCAUGGGAAUGAGAGGCGAGGUGGAGAAGUGGCCAGAUACCUCACAAAGAGCCUAGAUUCUAAACUGAGAAACUAAAAAACUGAGUUCCUGAGGGCACUGGGGGCUGCGGAAAGAUUCUGAAUAGUGCAGGAGUUGCAUUCAACACAGCAGUGGGCCACUGUGGGCAGGGAAGUGGCAGUCAGGAUCCCAGGAAGAAAGUUGGUGUGGAAGCCCAGGUGAGUUAGGAAGGGACCACAGCUGGGGCUUACAGACUGAAGAGAUUACAUGGCUCUUCAGGACAUUUCAGGGGAGUGGAAGUGCUAGAACUUAGGGCCUGUCCAGCUUUGGGGAGAGGGGAAGGAUAGGAGACAUUUGAGGUUCUGGACUUGUGUAGGUGUUGGGGCUUCAUCAUGAUCAUGUCCCUUGGAUUAGCAGGCUUUUUCUUUGCGUGUGUGUGUCAGUGGCAGGAGGUAGGUAAUGCUUGGCUUUUGAUGAAAUUCAUUCAUUGAUUAAUUCAACUAAUUUUGAAUUGGUCCUCUACCCUCUGCUGGGACCUUCCCUACAUUCUGAAGGUAGAAGGUUGAUCAGGGUGGGGCUGGCCCUGCCUUCCUGGAGAGUGAGGAAGGCAGGUAGUAAAAUAGCAGGUCAAUAACUAUAUAAGGUGCCUGUAGCUCAGUGGUUAGGGCGCUGGCCACAUACACCCAAUCUGGGCCUGCUAAACAACAAUGAUGACAACUGCAACAAAAAAUAGCUGGGUGUUGUGGUGGGCCCCUGUAGUCCCAGCUACUUGGGAGGCUGAGGCAAGAGAAUCGCUCAAGCACAAGAGUUUUUUUUUUUUUAGACAGUCUCACUAUGUCGUCCUUGGUAGAGUGCCAUGGUGUCACAGCUCACAGCAACCUUAAACUCUUGGGCUUAAGUGAUUCUCUUGCCUCAGCCUCCCAAGUAGCUUGGAUUACAGGUGCCUGCCACAAUGCCCGGCUAUUUUUUGUUGCAGUUGUCAUUGUUGCUUAGCUGGCCCCGGCCAGGUUUGAACCUGCCAAUUUUGGUGUAUGUGGCUGGUGCCAUAACCACUGUGCUACAGGCACUGAACCUAAGCCAAACAGUUUGAGGUUGCUGUGAGCUGAGGAGCAGGGCAUCACCCACUUGAGCUGACACAAUCAGUAAAGGCUUCUGCAACCAUGUAUUAUAUAUGCUGAGACCUGAAUGGCCAGAAUGAAUCCAUUCUUUUGACGAGCGCUGUGAAUAGUGGAAAGGCAGCAUUGUGGUUAUGGGGACAGUCCACACAGGGUCUUGCAGGACAGAGAAGGAGGUUUUAAGUCAGGGAAUGACGUGAUUCUAUGGGCUUAAAAAAUAAAAUUAGAUGUCACUAUAGAAAGAAGGAAUGGGAGGAGGUAGAGUGGUGGAUGGAGAGGCUGUUGCUGGAAACCAGGAUUUAUGCCAGGGGCUGUGGUGGUGGGAUUGAGAAGUGUGUAGUGAUUGCCUGGCAGAGGUCUCACCUAGGGAAUGUAUGACCGGAUCUCUCUGAGCUGUUUUGUCAUCUGCACGAUAGUGUUCUUAGCAGUACUUACCUCAUAGGUCUGCUCUGAGGACACAGAGCAUUUAGCAAUGGUUGACCCUGAGUAAGGGCUCAGUAAAUGUUGGUAAUUGUCAUUAUUUCUGGGGAUGGGGGGAGUUGUCGGAGUAAAACAGUGGUUUUCAAUGGGGAGUGAUGUUGCCUGCUAGGGGACAUUGGUUAAUGUUUGGAAAUUUUUUGGGUUACCACCACUGGGAAUUAGGGAGGGUGCUACUGGCAUCUGUGGGUGGAGGCCAAGGAGGCUGUUCAGUAGUACCCUACAGUGUACAGGACAGCCCCCCACAACAAAGAAUGAUACAGCCCAAAAUGUGAGCACUUGCAAAAUUGAGAAACCCUGGUGUAGACAGAGGUGUGGUUGAAGAUAUAUGAGAAUGGUGGCCCAGGGAGCAAGCAGAGGACAGAUUCAUAUGCUUUAAAAGCACAGGCAGGUGAGCAGAGUAAGGAGGGGCCCCUUACACCAGGAAUGUCCCCUCAUGCUCCCCAUCUGUGAAAUUACUAGUGGGGAGAACAUCUAGGGCAGUGCUGUUUAGUAGGAAUACAAUUUGAAUCACGGGGGUAAUUUUAAACUUUCUAAUGGCCAUGUUAAAAAAGUGUAAAGACGGGCAGCGCCUGUGGCUCAGUGGGUAGGGUGCCGGCCCCAUAUACUGAGGGUGCCGGGUUUGAACCCGGCCUCAGCCAAACUGCAACAAAAAAGCAGCCGGGCAUUGUGGUGGGCGCCUGUAGUCCUAGCUACUCAGGAGGCUGAGGCAAGAGAAUUGCGUAAGCCCAGGAGUUGGAGGUUGCUGUGAGCUGUGAUGCUACUGCACUCUACUGAGGGUGAUAAAGUGAGACUCUGUCUCUAAAAAAAAAAGAAAGAAAAGUAAAGAAACAGGUGAAAUGAAUUAAUUUAGCUUUUUUGAGAUAUAGCCCAGCUAUUUUUCGGUUGUAGUUGUCGUUGUUUGGCAGGCCCAGGCUGGUUUCAAACCCAUGAGCUCUGGUGUAUGUAGCUGGUGCCCUAGCCACUGAACACAGGUGCCAAGCCAAAUGCAAUUAAUUUUAAUAACAUACUUUCCUUAACCCGGUAUAUCCAAGGUAUCAUUUCAAAAUGCAAUCCAACAUAAACAGUAUUUGUGAGAUCGUUCACACCUCUUUUUCUGGUUUUCCUUGUAUUAGGUCUUGGGAUACUGUUGGGUAUUUUGUAUUUGCAGCCCAUCUCAACACAGACCAGACAGAGACACGUGCUGAGUGCUAAGUGGCCUUGUGUGCCCAGGGUCUGCCAUUCUGGACAUUGAAACCCUGAGAAGGCUUUAAUGUUAGCCUAAUAUCACAAUUGUUCACUUGAAGAUUUGCUGGAGAAGGUGGCUGCUUUCUCAAUUCUAGCUGGUUGUUGCCACAUGUAGGUUUUUUUUUUUUUCAAUGUGUACCCGGAAAUUUCCAUUUGUGUGUGCAUUUUCUGGCUUUUAAAACAUUGCCCGGUAAAAUGUUAAAAAAAAAAAAAAAAAAGCAAACCUUGUGUGCCUGUUCCAGACCAAGUAUCACUGUGAGCCCUCUCUGGCCCUUGGGCCUCCAGUUUGCAACUGGUUGAGGGUGAGUGGUCUUCAUAUCUAUUUCAUGAGUAGGUAGCCACAUGCGGCUAUAAUUACAUUGAGGGAAGGUAAAUAAAAUGUAAAAUUCAGGUCCUCAGACCCACUAGCCACAUCUCAAGAGCGCAGUAAUAUGGCUAGUAGUUGUGUUGGAUAGCGCGCAGAUUCCAGAACAUUUCCACCACUGAGAAAAGUUCCGAUGGGCAGCUGGCUCUGCAGGACGUAGCUCGGGCCGCUCCAUCCCUUGCCAGGGCUCCUGGGGCUGGGCACGAUAACAACCUUCUUUCUGUCGCUCCCAGCUGCCCACCCCAUCACCUCUUCCCUUGCGGCUCUCCUGCGGGGCAGGCGCAGGUCGUCCCCCCAGCCGUCCUCAGCGCACUUACCGCCUCCCCACUACCUGCUCCGGGACACGAACGUCACGGAGGACAAGCUUCGGGCGCGGAGCUGGGCCUGGGCAGGGGCUGCAUCGGCGCCACCGCGUGCGCUCCGACGACCUGACCUGCCUUCUCGACGCUGCUGCGCACCUGGCCGCCGCGGCUCCGUCGACUUCCCCUUCCCCUUGUGCCCACUGGAAGUGUCACCUUCCCCACCUCGGUAUCUGGCCUGCGGGCUUCAGUUUCCCCAUAAGGUCACGGGGAAGUGCCGCCCUCACCCUUUUCCAUACCCAGCAACGUCUGGCCUGAGGACCUUGGUUUCCCCUCCCGCCAAGUGGAGAACCUGGGCUUGUGCUACCUAUAUCAGAGCAUACGGCUGGCCUCUGGGUCUGGCGCUGCCCAUCUCCUUAGAACACGGACGUACUCCCCUCUCUCCUCACUCUGCGUUGUGGGGCGGUAAAGCCCCAUCAGGCGAGUAGCCCAGUGGGAAGAGGACAAACCCAGGCGCGCCAAUUCCUCCGGGAUUUCGGGCAAGGACUUCACUUAAACUCUGUUCGCCGAUCUCUGUUAAAGCGAUUGAAUUGUUGCUGUUUGGAAGGUGGGAAAGGGAGGAGGGCGACCGGCCUAUUCAGCCUGGCGGGUGCCUCGGGUCCCCCGCCCUCCGAGGCGCUCCAUAAAGGCGGGCCUUCGGGAACUGCCGCCUCAGAGGCGGCGGAACCUUCGCGCGGAGUUAGCGCGUUUCCGGCCGGCUUCUUUUCUCAGGGACGCCGCAGCCCCUCGCGCCCCAGCGCCCUAGCCCCUAGUCCCCACGUCCCCGGCGCCUCCGGCCCGGAGCUGCCCGGAAGCCUCGGUCCUGCCGCCGGCGCUCGCCAGGGAAAGCCCGGGGCCGCCCGGGACCUCGGCCCGCUCCUCCGGACCUGAGAGGCCGCUGCACCGGCUGCCGCUCCAGAUGCUGCUUCUGCCGCCGCGGCCACCCCACCCUCGGUCCUCCUCUCCAGAGGCCAUGGACCCACCGCCCCCCAAGGCGCCCCCUUUCCCCAAGGCGGAAGGCCCCUCUUCCACUCCUUCCUCGGCGGCAGGGCCCCGACCCCCGCGGCUGGGCCGCCACCUACUCAUCGACGCCAACGGGGUCCCCUACACAUAUACGGUGCAGCUGGAGGAGGAGCCCCGGGGCCCGCCCCAGCGCGAGGCACCCCCAGGAGAGCCCGGCCCACGCAAGGGCUACAGCUGCCCGGAGUGCGCCCGUGUCUUUGCCAGCCCUCUGCGGCUGCAGAGCCACCGCGUGUCGCACUCGGACCUCAAGCCCUUCACGUGUGGCGCCUGUGGCAAGGCCUUCAAGCGCUCCAGCCACCUGUCGCGGCACCGCGCCACGCACCGUGCCCGCGCUGGCCCACCGCACACCUGCCCGCUCUGCCCACGCCGCUUCCAGGAUGCCGCGGAGCUAGCGCAACACGUGCGCCUCCACUAAGCUCCACCUGGCCGGUGCUGCUCUGCCCCUUUCUGGGCCACCAAGUCUGACCCACACAGCGUCACUCCCAUACACACUCCCUGGCUCUGCUGAGGUUACUGCCUUACUUUGGGCCUCAGUUUCCCCAUGUUCCAAAGGGACAAGCAUCAUUUCCUCCAUCUCCCUACCCGUUCUAGCUGUGUGAUGUAGACCAAAGUCGUUGCCCCUCCCUGGACUUGGGAGCCAGUCGGAACUGGGUUCCGGUCCAGCUGUGCUGUGAACCUUUGCAAGUGAAGUGACCUCUCUUGAGCUAUGGUUUUCUGCUCUCCGAAGUGGUAAACCGAUUGUUGUUCUACAGGGGAAGAGAUAACAAAAGAGCCGGGGCACGGUCUGGUUCAUUUAUAUAUCUCCCCCAAUUCUACCCACGACCUCCAUCACUUUGCUCAAUAAACAUUCCGCACUCCA
Molecule: messenger RNA, 9088 nt
Organism: Nycticebus coucang (slow loris)
Lineage: Eukaryota; Metazoa; Chordata; Mammalia; Primates; Lorisidae
Gene: ZNF580
Product: zinc finger protein 580
Exons: 2
Coding region: 8126-8644 (172 amino acids)
Biological process (GO): regulation of transcription by RNA polymerase II
Cellular component (GO): nucleus
Molecular function (GO): RNA polymerase II cis-regulatory region sequence-specific DNA binding; DNA-binding transcription activator activity, RNA polymerase II-specific
Source: RefSeq, a predicted model, not a curated record